This is a messenger RNA of Penicilliopsis zonata CBS 506.65, 1404 nucleotides long. RefSeq lists its product as hypothetical. Gene Ontology annotation, biological process: regulation of intracellular signal transduction; cellular response to L-arginine. Bases 1 to 1404 code for a protein of 467 amino acids. The record is from RefSeq and is a predicted model, not a curated record. The transcript has 3 exons. NCBI's taxonomy places the organism in Eukaryota, Fungi, Ascomycota, Eurotiomycetes, Eurotiales, Aspergillaceae. Gene Ontology annotation, cellular component: cytosol.
AUGGACCAAUCAUUGACCCUGAUAUCUGCCCAGGUCCAGUUCAUGGAGGAACGACUGGCUCUCGUGCAUAUUCCGCUGGAUAUAUAUCCAUUUUUUGUCAGUCCGUUGUUGCAGCUGCUCUUCCACGAGGUGCCUCCCAUUGAUCGCCAUAAUGCCGACGACAAGGAGGAGGAGGAGGGAGACUUUCUUGGAGACGUUCCGCCAGCUUUUCUGAAUCUCUCCGUCACACCGGUGGAAUGCUCCGUUAUGUGUUCCAGAAAGCUGGCAGACUUGUACUUCCAGCCGUUGGUCGACAAGUUUUGUCAGACCAACCCGUCGUCCAAGACCCAAGUCUCGAUCAGCCGAGAAGACUUCAUCGCUAUGCAGGUGUAUGGUGAAGGCCUUGACGCAAGUCAGCGCGUGCUCGAGCUGACCAGUCCGCUGGCCAUGGCGGGAAUAUCCAUCUUCUUUAUUUCGACAUACUUUUCCGACUACAUUGUGGUUCCACUGCGUGCCAAAACGCAAGUUAUUACUACCCUCGAAAACCACGGCUUCCAAUUCGAAACCUCGACGGAUGCUUUCAUCAACAACGCCCAGCUACAAUUCAACAAUAUUACUCCACAUUCACCGCGGUCUCUGACCAGCCCAACCUCUCCUCCCAGGACUCCUCCACCAUCGUCGUUGGCGGAGCUGCAGGCUCGGACCUUUGCCUCUCUACGCAAACACCAGAUUGUUCCAUCAGUUGAUCCAUCGCUCCGCUUAGUUCAAUGUGCGGCUCAUCAUCGAUACUCCCACGAUUCCAGCUCACUCUCCAUUCUUCGCCGGGCCCUCACCACAACAUUGCUUGUGGAUCAACCGCGCUUCCUUUCCCUCACACUGACAGCUGCAGAUCCGGCAGCCUCCCUUUUGCUAGAGCAACGGCUUCUCCCGCGCUUCGUGGAUGACCUCGGGCCCGGUUCUGGCUCGGAUGACGAUACUAGUCUCCUGCUCGGCUCUAAAGAGGACAUACUCGUGCCGAUUAUGCUGGAUUUGCGGGACUUACCAGUUGAAGCAACCGGCAUUAUCUGCGGAGUAGCCAGCCGUCUAGCAGCCGCCACGCACUCCCGAAACAUCGACGAGCCUGACCUGCCCACACUGCCCAACGGCAACGGCAAACCGCACCUGCUCUCACACAGCGCAACUGCGGGAUCUAAUCCCACAGGCGAGCGCAAACUGACCAACGGCCACUCUCUCGCUCCCUCGCACCAUCUACAACCGGAGAUCGACCCCUUCCUGGACGCCGUGGAGGUCAGCUUCCUCAGCACCGCUCGAGGCGGAACGGUCAUCGUUGGCGAGCGCGAGCUACAUCGGGCCGUGGACGCCUUGGAUGCAGAAAGCCACGAGCCUGAGAGCCAUGGGCUGGAGGUGGUCGAUGAAGCGGCUUAG